Messenger RNA from Aureobasidium vineae, 1278 nucleotides. NCBI's taxonomy places the organism in Eukaryota, Fungi, Ascomycota, Dothideomycetes, Dothideales, Saccotheciaceae. The record is from the annotation of a GenBank genome assembly.
AUGUCCGCCUUUNACGAGCAGAACCAAGCCGCUGCUGCCACCGGUGCAUGGCCCGCACCUGGCCGCCAGCCUUCGUGGGAACAGCCUGCCCCUCCCUCGAGAUCCGAGCAGCAGCUGACAGAAUAUUGUANNGAGAUUGAGCGUGCCACCGACAACCUCGUCAAGAGUGGCAAGUGGAUGGCUGGCGGAGCACCGCAGUACAACAGCCGCCGUGAGUCUAUGCCUCCCAUGAUGAUGGGCCGUGGAUUCAACGCCGACUAUGGUGACUNNGGUUCCAAGUCCAACUCUCCCGCCGACGGUCGCGUGGGCGGUCCUGGACAGGCACGCCACCACUCGGUCAGUGAAUACGACGGUAUGCGAUCCAAUUCGGCAGCAGGCCUCCAGGGCUACUAUGCGUCGCAGCGCUUCGCACCGCGUCAAAAUGAGGCAGAGCAGAUGAUGCAGGCCAAGCGAAGGAUGGCCGCGCAAAGAGAGGAACUCCGCAACUAUCACCAGGAGCAGCAAUACAACAGGAACACUUCCGCCCAAGGCCCCAAGCCCGACCGCGCUCUGAGCCCUGCAGCUGCUACAACCAUGAGUGAAGACGAACGCCGCGACCUCAUUGCCCGCCAGCACCGUGCUCUCUACGGCAACGAAUCCGCCCUGUACCCCACCUCUGAGGCUGCUGCUGUUGCCGCCCGCCGUGCCUCGCAGGACGUCAGAGGCUCCAUCUCGGGUGAUGUUAGAGCAUCCAUCUCUGGAGCCUCCAGAGGUGGUGCAUCGCCUCUGGCCUUCGACCCUUUCCACGGCGAGCCUGCUGUCCAGAUGCCUCCACGUGAUGGUGUCAUGCUUCCCAAGUCGCCCAACAGCGCUUCGUCUCCGCAGUCGAACCCUACCACUUUUGGCAGUCUACUGGGCGAAACUCAGCAGUCGAGCCGCACUUCAGUGUCUUCACCCAGUGGUUCCCCUCCCCUUGGUCAGGGCUCAAAGGGUGCUGCAGCUGCUCCGAUCGGCACCCGCCCAGCACCCAAUGCUGCGCAAGCUACCGGUCUGAACAAGCGCUCGACCACCNCCCUUCCCUCGCCCCUCAGCUUCGGCUUCAGUGCCAACGAGCAAGCCAGAAACGAGCGUUCUACCUCUGCUGGCCCCAAUGGCUCUGUAGCUGACAAGGGAGUCAGCCUCGGUUCUUGGGGUUCCAACAGCGGAGUCUGGGGCUCUGCUAAGAACAGUCUUGGUGUCCAGGCUCCUGUCUGGGGCUAGGCCAUGACUAUGUCUCUACGCAUUACUAAUCCUCUCAAU